This is a messenger RNA of Folsomia candida, 2879 nucleotides long. RefSeq lists its product as uncharacterized. The record is from RefSeq and is a predicted model, not a curated record. Bases 1066 to 2742 code for a protein of 558 amino acids. The transcript has 11 exons. NCBI's taxonomy places the organism in Eukaryota, Metazoa, Arthropoda, Collembola, Entomobryomorpha, Isotomidae.
UCUCGCCAUCACUUGUCAGAAAAUAAUAACAACACACCAAAUUGAAUCCAAAAAUUUGCGAAAUAGUUUGUGCACAACAAAAACAAUAUCACAAAUUUUGAGUCUUUGAAAAACCAAUUCGUUCUCUAGUUUACAUCCAUCAAGGUGUCAUUAAUUUGGGCAAUUGAAGACGUGUGCGACCUUCGACAGGAAAUUGUUACGUUGCAGACACAAUUGGACGGACUUUUGGAGGGGGCGAGGAUAAAAUUGGGAAAGAUCAAGUCAAACCUGGAGAAAGAGUCACGGCGAAUCAGUCAGAGAAAUUCUAAUCUUAAAAGAGCACAACUCAUUGAAACGGAGAUCAUAGAUGAGUUUAAUAAUGAUUCCGUACGAGAUACGAUAACUUCUAAUGAUGACGUGGAAAUUAAGGAAGAGGGUGACAAUUUGUGUGACAUGGAUGAUGCCGAAAUAAUUCCAGAUUCGGUGGAAUUGAUGGAAAUGCACUCAUCAAGUAGUGGAACCAAUGAUGAUAACAAAUUGCCAAAUAAUACGACAGAGUAAGACCAAAUAUAAACUGAGGAUGGAGUGCGCUUAAUAUGCUGGGACUUGGGAGUCCUCAUUGUCAAAUCUUGGACAAUCGUUAGCGUUACCCAAAAAAAUAAGCCAUGUUUGCAAUAUAAAAAUUAUUCCUACAUCUCAUAUAAGAAACGUGGUCUUCGUGAGUAUUGGAAAUGUAGGACGACGAAAUGUACCGGCCGGCUUAUCAAAAGUAUUACCAACAAAAGUAGCGACGCCAUGAUUAUUUCAAAAGAACAUACUUGUAUGAGAUCUGCAAUUGAAGUACAAGUUGACAAUCUAAGGGAAGAACUGAAAGCAGAAGCACUUAAAAAUCCUCACAUCGGUCCAACUAAAAUUGUUUCUACUGUGAAAGCUAAAUAUUCCACAGAAGUAGUUCAGGCCUUACCUAGCGAUGAAACACUUCUGUCAAGUAUUCGACGAACGAGAAGGACCUGUGCUGUUAAUGAGCUGAGUAGUAGAGAAGGAAUUUUGUGAACGGAGCAGCAGAAAACUUGAGUUGAGCAACAAAUGGCGUCAAUACCACAGCCCAGAGGUGACGGUGGUGCUUGUUUUAUCUGCGGAUUACCGGACCUCGCCUCGGAAGCGCAGCCGCGUCGUCGCUACGCCAAAUUGACGACACUCUUUAAGACUUUGUUGAUGACGACGGACUUGCAGAAAAACCUGGCCGACUCGGUCUACGCCGACUUUACGACAAAUAUUGAAUCCUGUACCAACUGUCUAACAACGAUUAGGGAUGUUUAUGACCUCCGGCAGGAAAUUAUUAUCCUUCAAGCACAAUUGGACGUUCUUUUGGAGGGGGCGAGGAUUAAAUUGGGAAGGAUCCAGCCAAACCUUGAGCAAAAAGGGUCACGACGAACCAGUCAGAGAAAUUCUAAUCUAAAAAGAGCAAAACUCAUAGAAGUGGAAGGUGUAAAAGAAUUUAAUAACGAUUCCAUACGAGAAACGAUAACUUCUAAUGACGACGUCGAGAUUAAGGAAGAGCAUGACGAUUUGUUUGACAUGGAUGAUGCUGAAAUAAUUCCAGAUUCUGUGGACUUUAGGGAAAUGCACUCAUCAAGCAGUGAGGCUAAUGAUGAUAACAAAUUGCCAAAUAAUAUAACAGAGUCUGAAUCUGAAGAUUACGACGAAGACCCCGACUAUAAUCCCCCCACGCCUGAAAAUGUGCCAUUUAAUGUUGUUGCUACCCAAAGGAACAAGCCAUGUUUACAAUAUCAAAAUUAUUCAUACACCUCGUCCAAGAAGCGUGGUCUUCGAGAGUAUUGGAGAUGUAGAACGAGAAAAUGUACCGGCCGUCUUAUCAAAAGUAUUAACAACACGAGUGCUGACGCCAUGAUUAUUUCAAAAGAACAUAAUUGUAUGAGAUCGGCAAUCGAAGUUCAAGUUGAAAAUCUAAGGGAAGAACUAAAGGCAGAAGCACUUAAAAAUCCCCUCGUCGGUCCAAGGAAAAUUAUUUCGACUGUGAAAGCCAAGUAUUCCGCAGAAGUAGUUCAGGCCUUACAUAGCGAUGAAACCCUUCUGUCAAGUUUACGACGAAUGAGAAGAACUUGUGGUGCAAACGAUCCUAAAAGUAGAGAAGGAAAUAAGGAAGACGGUGACAAUUUGUUUGACAUGGAUGAUGCUGAAAUAAUUCCGGAUUCGAUUGAAUUUAUUGAAACGCACCCAUCAAUCAAUGAAGCUAAUGAGGAUAAAAAAUUGCGAAAUGAUACGACAGAAUCUGGAGAUGAGGAAGAAGAUCCCACCACGCCUGAAAAUAUGUCAUUUAAUAUUAGUCUCACCCAAAGGAAUAAGCCUUGUUUACAAUAUAAAAAUUAUUCAUACACCUUGGAGAAGGGUGUGAAAGGCGGUCUUCGCGAGUAUUGGAAAUGUAGGAAGAGAAAAUGUGCCGGCCGCCUUAUCAAAAGUACUAGCGAAACGGGUAGCGACACCUUGACUGUUUCAAAAAAACAUAAUUGUAUGAAAUCGUCAUUCGAAGUUCAAGUUGACAAUCUAAGGAACGAGCUGAAAGCAGAAGCACUUAAAAAUCCUCACAUCGGUCCAACUAAAAUUGUUUCGACUGUGAAAGCCAAGUAUUCCGCAGAAGUUAUUCAAGCCUUACCAGAUGAUGAAACCCUUUUCAGAAAUAUUCGACGAAUGAGAAAAUCAUGUGCUGUAAACGAUCGUAAUAAUGGAGAAGAAAUUUCUUGAGUAAACGGAGCAGCAGAAAGCCUAGUUGAAUUAUAAAUUCAAUUCUUUCUAUUUUUCUGAACCAAGUCAGUUAAAUUGUGUACAAAAUAAGACUUAACUAUGAUAACUGAAUAAAAUUUAAACUGAAGCCUUCGGAA